This is a messenger RNA of Elephantulus edwardii (Cape elephant shrew), 639 nucleotides long. RefSeq names its product chromosome unknown open reading frame, human C17orf107 (gene CUNH17orf107). The transcript is spliced from 4 exons. NCBI's taxonomy places the organism in Eukaryota, Metazoa, Chordata, Mammalia, Macroscelidea, Macroscelididae. The coding region runs from base 1 to 639 and encodes 212 amino acids. The record is from RefSeq and is a predicted model, not a curated record.
AUGAAGGGGAACCCCAGCUCUCUGGACACCCUGCUGUGGGUCUACCAUUUCCACAGCUCCACCGAGGUGGCCCUCCAACCCCCACUUCUAUCAUCCCUGGAAUUGGCUCUGACUGCAGCCUAUGAAUAUCUGGAGCAGAAAUUUGGAGAAAUGAAGUCUCUGGAGCUGCAAGAAUCGGAGAACUCACAGAAGCCAUCCACCCCGGAUCCCACCCUAGGGCUGGUGCUAAGAGAAGCCACGGCCAGCGUCCUAAGUUUCGGUGCCACCUUGUUGGAGAUCUCAGCCCUGUGGCUGCAACAGGAGGUGUGGCGACUGGACAGUGGCACCAGCGACCUGGACCCAGCCUCAGACUCUGGAGAUCCAGGUGGAGCGCUGGCCCGGGUUGCCCAGGUCGCAGCGCAGGGGGCACGACAGGCAGGAGCUGCGGCUGGCACCAGCACCCGGCUCCUCCUUCAGGGGGCUUGGCUAUGCCUGUCUGGACGAGGUCUGCAGGAGUCAGCUUCCUUCCUGCAACAGUGUCAACACCAGCUGGGUCUCGGAUCCCCAGAGGAACACAGACACUCAGGAGACCUCAAGGUAGCAUCCACCAGCAGCGCAGAGGAUGAAGGACCUGAGACUCCACCACCAUCCCAGCUCUAA